This is a messenger RNA of Oncorhynchus gorbuscha (pink salmon), 4400 nucleotides long. RefSeq names its product calcium/calmodulin-dependent protein kinase type II subunit gamma-like. Gene Ontology annotation, cellular component: cytoplasm; neuron projection. Lineage: Eukaryota; Metazoa; Chordata; Actinopteri; Salmoniformes; Salmonidae. The transcript has 24 exons. Gene Ontology annotation, biological process: protein phosphorylation. Gene Ontology annotation, molecular function: calcium/calmodulin-dependent protein kinase activity; ATP binding; calmodulin binding. Bases 157 to 2013 code for a protein of 618 amino acids. The record is from RefSeq and is a predicted model, not a curated record.
CCCGGUCUCUCUCCGCCUCCGCCAACCCCUCCAGUCUCUCUGUCCCAGCCUGUCAGUGCCGUAGCUAGUAUCGGAGGUUAACAAUCCUCCUCCUAGACCCAGAGAGCGACCCAGCCUGCCGUGAACCUGACCGAGGCUUGGAGCCCACUCUCAGCCAUGGCUACUACUAUCGUUACCUCCACCCGCUUUACAGACGAAUACCAACUCUACGAGGAGCUCGGGAAGGGAGCGUUUUCAGUGGUGCGAAGAUGUGUGAAGAAGUCAUCAGGUCAGGAGUUCGCUGCCAAAAUCAUCAACACCAAGAAACUCUCCGCCAGGGAUCACCAGAAGCUGGAACGAGAGGCGCGUAUCUGCCGCCUGCUCAAACACUCAAACAUAGUGAGGCUACAUGACAGUAUCUCAGAGGAAGGCUUUCACUACCUUGUCUUUGACCUGGUGACAGGAGGAGAAUUGUUUGAAGACAUCGUUGCUAGGGAGUACUACAGCGAGGCCGAUGCCAGUCAGUGUAUUAACCAGAUCUUGGAGAGUGUUCAACAUAUCCACCAGCAUGACAUCGUCCACAGGGACCUCAAGCCUGAGAACCUGCUCCUGGCCAGUAAGAUGAAGGGAGCUGCGGUGAAGCUGGCAGACUUUGGCCUGGCCAUCGAGGUGCAGGGGGACCAACAGGCAUGGUUCGGUUUCGCAGGUACCCCUGGCUACCUGUCCCCUGAGGUCCUGAGGAAGGACGCCUUCGGCAAGCCUGUGGACAUAUGGGCCUGUGGUGUUAUUUUGUAUAUCUUGUUGGUGGGCUAUCCUCCAUUCUGGGAUGAAGACCAACACAAACUCUACCAGCAGAUCAAGGCUGGGGCCUAUGAUUUUCCCUCUCCAGAGUGGGACACUGUUACUCCAGAGGCUAAGAACCUUAUUAAUCAGAUGUUAACUAUUAAUCCUUCCAAGAGAAUCACUGCUGAUCAGGCUCUCAAACAUCCAUGGAUCUGCCAACGUUCCACCGUGGCGUCUAUGAUCCACAGACAGGAGACAGUGGAAUGUCUGCGCAAGUUCAACGCUCGGAGGAAACUCAAGGGAGCGAUCCUCACCACCAUGCUGGUGUCCAGAAACUUCUCAGUGGGCCGGCAGCAUACCAACCCUGCUGCUGUGUCCUCCACCGCCUCGCUGGCGCAGGAAGCAUGCAAAAGUUUACUUAACAAGAAGGCGGAUGCUGCUAAGCCUACGACCAACAACAACAGUAAGAACAGCAUAGUGAGUGCCAUCAAUGCCAUGAAGGACAACAGCAUGGCCGCCGCACAAAUGGAAUCUCAAAAUACAGUGGUUGCUGCUGAUGGGGUCAAGGGUUCUACAGAGAGUAGCAACACAAAUGAGGAUGAGGAUAUGAAAGCAGACAGCGUUGUGAUGAUGAGUCAGGGAAGUGCUACAGACGAGAUGCCCUCUCUUCUGACCUCGUCUGACAACUCGCCUGCCACCAUUCCUCUGCAUGAUGUAAAGCGCAUGGCGUGGAACGGCUCUGAUCAAGGCUCCAACCCCGAGUCGGAGCACGCUCAGUCUGCUCCGCCCGCUGCUCCACUAGGGAGCCACACUGUCCCUGUAACAGCCAGUACCACAGCACAGCACACCCGUAAGCAGGAGAUCAUCAAGAUAACUGAACAGCUGAUUGAAGCUGUGAACAAUGGAGACUUUGAGGCCUACACGAGGAUCUGUGAUCCAGGUCUGACAUCCUUUGAGCCUGAAGCUCUGGGAAACCUGGUGGAGGGAAUGGACUUCCACAAGUUCUACUUUGAAAACUUGCUGAGUAAGAACAGUAAGCCUGUCCACACCACCCUGCUGAACCCCCACGUUCAUCUGAUUGGAGAGGAGGCUGCCUGCAUCGCCUACAUCCGCCUUACACAAUUCGUCGAUAGCCAGGGCCGCCCCCGCUCCAGCCAAUCGGAGGAGACCAGGGUGUGGCAUCGCCGCGACAGCAAGUGGCUCAACGUCCAUUUCCACUGCUCUGGUGCUCCGGCUGCACCCCUGCAGUGAUCUGGUGUACAAACACUCCAGUCGGAGUGUGAGUUUUUUGGGGCGUGUUUUCGGCUAGUGUGUUUUGGCGGCGUGUCCUCUUUGUGGAUUGGCCCAUGCCAGGUGCCCGGCCGGGCAAGACUGCACCCUCUCUGCAACACCAACCAAUCCCGUCUAUCCUUUGAUCCGCUGGGGGCCGGCCGAGUGUGGACUCCGCCCCUGUGGGAAUGAUGCAUGCAUCUGACGCCCAAUAGGAGGGCUUGUCCUUUGACCUCUGACCCCUCCCACCCGGCAGCCAUUUUGUCUCCCGUCCACGGCAGCCAUUUUGAGAUGAUGAGAGGAGCGGGGGGAGGAAUGAAGGGUUAAUGAACUUGUAAUGCCAGAUAUGACAAUGAGUUGUAAGUAUACAGGAUAAUAUAUGACUAGUAUCAGACGACACCCAACCCUACCAAGCAUUUAUAUAUACGUCGAAUGAGAGGAGAGGAGAAUGUGUGUGAUUUGUGAGAGGUGACAUGUUGGGUUUUGUAAAUGGAGAAUUCCCUAUCAGAAUUCUGAACGGAAGGACAGUCUGUUCGAUCAGAAAGGAUGUAAUAACUUGAUGUGAGGAAACACCAAAGUGUACAACUGUAGGCUUUUUACACGUUUCUGUGUCUUUUGCUGGUGAAGUUUUUGUUGAGAGAAGGGAAGGUAGGGGGGUGCAUUCGAGAGCGAUUUUUGUUUCUGUUGUGUUUUUAGCCUUGUGUUUACGUUGCGUUUCUGUGGACUGUGUCUGAGUCUGUUUGAGACGAAUUGUAAGUGACUGAGUUUUAAAAGGGGUUUUAUUGUAAAAGUGAAGCUGCAGUGUGUAUGGCCUGUUUUAUCUGUCUGCAGUGGGAGAGAGGGACUUUUGGGGAAAAGGCGUCUGCAUUUUGCAUGUUUUCUCUCGCUCUCUCCCUUUCCUCUCCCCUCUCCAUUUCACACUCCCACCCUCUGUGUGUUUUAGAUGGUGUGUGUGUGUGUGUGUGUGUGUAAGUCUGAGACUCAUUCAGAGGCACGACAAAGGGGUCAACAUCAUCUGGUCACACACACCAGCCGUAGUCCCAUGGCCAUGUUCCCGACCCCAUUUUGACAUGACCUCUGACGUCUACAUGUGGUUGACACCGUGUGACGAUCAACAAGGGUGCUCACACGUCAACACGUGCACGCCUCCCGCCCAAAUUCUUACUCUAUCCUCACGUCCUGAGUCUCACACGUUCUGUGUAAGUGCAUAUCGUGAACACACUUGCUCACACCUACACAGUCUGGUGUGUCAGGCGUUGUAACAUAUCUUCACCGCUGUACUGUCUCCAUGGUGACACCCUGGUAGUGUGUUUUUAUCCGUUCUUCGCGCGGAGUCCCUCCAUCAGUAACAGUGUCCUUCAUUCUCCCCAUCUGUAGAGCGGUGUCUGUUUCUCUGUGUGUCUGUCUGUCUCCUGGUUUGGGUUUUGUUGACAAUGUUUUUGUUUACUGUUUGCUGUUUGCAAAGUUCUGCACUCUAUACUAUAUAUAUAUAUAUAUAUCACACACACACACACACACACACACACACACACACACACACACACACACUAAAGUUACACCAACUUUUUAACUGAUCAGACUAGCUGGUUAUAAUAUCACAGGGAAGGAAGGGACUUAAUCAAGAUCAGUUGUUGAGGAUAGAAAUCUGUUACACACACACACACACACACACACACACACACACACACACACACACACACACACACACACACACACACACACACACACAGGGAAAAGGGAAUAGAGGGUGAAUGUGGAGACAACGUAAUCAAUUAAAAUGAACAGUAAAUGUAUUCCUUUAAUUUCACCCCCUCAGUGGUAUUUCAGUCCUUAUAUUGGCCAUUCAGGUGACAGAAGAGCGGUAGAGAGUUCAGAGAUCACAUAAUUAUCUGUGGAAUUAAACCAGAGAGAUGUAUGCAUGUUUUCAGUUUAAGCAUCUCCACCAUGCACCUACCUGAACUAGGGUAGAGGAUAGGGUAUAUGCUAACAAUAUCAUAUUUGCAUCUUUUGAAAUAAAAAUGAAAAACCUGCCUCCAUCCAGAAUAUUGAAUAGGUGACAUGAGAUUAAAAAAAUAAAAUAAAAAACGAUUUAAUUACAAAAAGGAUUGUGGAGCCUUAGCUUGUUAUGAAGCUCAUUGUCAGUACUCUCCCUGCGUUGUGAUGUUAACCUGUCGGCCUGCGCUUUCUUUCCCCAGCAGUCGUUGGACGCUGGAGGUUUUUUUCCUUUUUUGCAUGAUCAUUAUGUACGGUAAAAUAAAACCAUGAAUUGAGGACGAUCACGUGUUUGUCUCAAUGUUAGUAGGUCCUUUAUCAUAGCUUUGUUAUUCAACUUGGAUCUUGAAAGUAUUUAAUAAAAAUAUUUCAGCACC